Messenger RNA from Aspergillus nomiae NRRL 13137, 489 nucleotides. RefSeq names its product disease resistance protein Aig2. The record is from RefSeq and is a predicted model, not a curated record. NCBI's taxonomy places the organism in Eukaryota, Fungi, Ascomycota, Eurotiomycetes, Eurotiales, Aspergillaceae. The coding region runs from base 1 to 489 and encodes 162 amino acids. The transcript has 2 exons.
AUGGGUGACCACGUUCUCUUUUUCUACGCCAUUCUGCACGGGUACGGACGGCAUCGGGUACGGGGAGCCGACUACCCAGGCAUCGUGCCGGCCAAGGCAAUGACCACGGAGCCAGACACGGAUUUGAAUGCUAAUGGCUUGGCGGCUGUGCUUGGGACGGUUGUUUCGGGAUUGACAGACGGUGAUGUUCAUCGAUUAGAUAUCUUUGAGGGUGCGGAGUAUGAGAAGAGUAAGGUAAAGGUUAGGAUUUUGCGGGAAUCGCUGGGUGGCAAGGAUGGGGGGCUGGAUGGGAAGGAUACGGAUAGGCAUUUGAUGGAUGUUCUGGAUGCUGCCGGGGCGGAGUUUGCGGAUGAAGGGGAGGAGGUAGAGGCUGUUACAUAUGUUUGGGUUGCUGGGGAAAGUAAGCUGGAGGAUGGAGAGUGGGAUUUCGAGGCAUUCAAGAAGGAUAAAAUGGCCUGGUGGGUGGGGGCAGAUGAAAGUGAGUGGUAA